AUGUGAAGCCACACACACACACACACACACACACACACACAUGGCAUGCACACAGGGUUGUGGGACAUUCGUUAUAACAGAAAGUAUUGUACCAAAUGAAAGUGUCACUGGAGAGCACCUGUGAGCAGAGUCCAUUGGGCUUAUCAUCUGCUGCAGCUCUGUCUCAGCUCCAUUCUCAACUCACUACUGUUCUGCGGGAACAUCAACACAGUCCAAAGCAGAAUGGUCACUGGCAGGCUGCCUGGAGCAAAUGUUUUUUGCAUCAUUCUGUGCAUUGGUCCAGUCUACACUGGCCAGGAGCUUUACUGACCACCCUGUGUGCAGCUAGCUUAAUCACAUGUCACAUCUUUGAUCAAAACAGUGACGGCACAGCUUUGAUCAGCGGCUGCGCUCUUUUGCUCCUCCUCUUGGCUGAUCUUGUUGCCAUGGCAGCUCUUCAGCAGCUGAAGGCUUUGGAGAUGCCACGCCGGGUGGAAACGUUGCUAAACACUUUACAGGAUUUUUUACUGCAUCCUCCUUCUGAUUGGCUGAAAGACACAGAGGACCUGUUCGUCCCGUCCCUGCCUGCUGUGUCCUUACAGUGGACAUACCGAGAUGGCCGAUUGGUUAACUUACCUGUCAGUCUCCUAGUUGAAGGUGACAUAAUCUCUCUGCGCCCAGGCAGCGAGGCCCCUACUGAGCUCAGGGGUAUCCAGGAAGAGGAACACGUCAUCCUGUCUCAGAGUGAUGUGUUCAGCCAUCUCUCAAGUCCUCCAUCCCCUCUGGAUCAGGAAAGGUCACGACCUCACCGUUUACUUCAGCCAAAGCUCUUCAGGGUCACUCGGACUCCGGCGGUGGAACUGGUCCAGAGGUGUUUGGAGCUUUCUCAGCACAGACCUGUUUCCGUGUUGGAUAACGAACGCUUCACGGUGCAGACGUUACUAGAGAGAGGUCCUGCUCCGCUAGCUUUGGUGGCGUUGUUAGUGUUGAACACACUGCGCUACAUUCUGGGGGCUCCUGGAGUGGGACCGUGGCAUGUUACACUACUGCAGCUACCAGUAAAUGGCAUCCUACCCCUUUUACCCCUGACCUUCCCGUUGCUCUGGUUCCUGGUUGGAAUAUACGGGGAAGUGCGAGUCCUCCUUCAGAUGGACCCUCAGCCAACAGCCUUGUGGGAAGUGUGGAAGCUGACGUGCAGGAAGUAUUUCUCUGUGCUUUUCGGACGAUCUUCAGCGCUCUGUCACACAGCGAGUCUGCUGCACAACCUGGGCUCUGUUACUGUGUUAUGCUGUGUUGAUAAGCAAGGCAUCCUGUCUUGGCCCAGUCCAAACCCGGAGAAGAUUUUGUUCUUUAGCAAUUCUCUGUCCUCAGAGAGAGCAAAACAAAAAGAGAAAGACAGAGAGAUAGCGAAAGACGACAACGCCGCACCCCACCCCUUCUGUGGUUUGGAGAUGUUGAGUCUCUCGCUGGACCGGGCGCGCUUUGAUGACACUCGGGUGCAGUUUGAUGACAUGCAGUGGGAACGCUACGCCCCUUCUCUACGCCCGCUCGGUUUGGCCAUUCAGCUGCUGCUUGGCAACGCCACGGUGGCGACACGCGUGCUCCGCCUCUCCGAUCACCUUACCCACGCUGCACUGCUGCGCACACGCCCACCCUGCCAGCCGGUUCGCCCGCCCUGGGGCCUCUGCCAGCUCCCCAAGCUUCUGGGGUUCUCUCCUUUGGCCCGGGAACCAUUCCAACAGAGGAUGAGUGUAGCUGCUUACACCCUACCCACAAUCCCUUGCUCUGGAGAGCCAGGGCUGAUAGCCCCUCCCCCCGUUUCCAUGAGACGCCUCCCAUUCUCACAUCUCAUCGCCCUACUGGUGCACCAUGCACACACUGGUGAAUUCCAGCUCUUUUCUUACGGCUCGGCCGAUGCAGUCCUCAGCACAUGCUUGGAAUUCUGGAACGGAGAAGAUCUGGAGAUCCUGACCGACUCGGACAGGAAGAAGGUGGUGGAUUUCUACCAGCGCUCCUGCAUGGCAGGUCAGUGUGUCGCCGUCUCCUUCAAGCCUCUGCUCCAACCUCAUGAUCCUGAGAUAGACGGGAUGUGUGUAGAACUUCCGCCGAGUCUGAGCAACGAAGACGCAGAGGAUGUGUUCUUGUCUCCCCUGAAGCAGCAGGUAUUUCUUGGCCUGGUUUCUUCUCAGUACCAGGUGAGACCUGACAUGGUCAGACUAAUCUCUGGACUGGACAGUGCCUGCAUUCGCUUUGUUUAUUUCUCCAAUGAGGAAGAAGUUCGGAGCAAGGUGUUUGCUGAAAAGAUGGGAUUAGAGACCGGGUGGAACUGUCACAUCUCUCUGCAGUCAGAAUGUUUCCCUCUCGAUCCAGAAAAUAUUCAUCUAACAGAAAGAGAGGAAGAAGAAUCUCAGCUGAUGGGGGAGUGUGUGAGAGAGGAGGCGGAGUCAAGGUCCAUGGAGCAUGAAAGCACAUGUCUGAUUGAAGAUCUGAACAGGGCCAAGCUGCCCAAAGGAAUUGAGAACGUCCGUCCUCACCUGGAGAACAUCGAUAAUGUCCCACUGCUGGUCCCUUUAUUUACAGACUGCACAUCUCAGACUGAGUGUGAGAUGGUGUGUAUCAUGCAGGAAUAUGGAGAAGUUGUGUGUUGCCUUGGCAGCAGCCAGAACAUCAACAACAACCCCAUCUUCCUCCAGAGCGACAUCAGCAUCGCUCUGGAGCCGUUGGUCCCCAUCUGCUGUCCCUCCAGUAGCCACACCCACCCGAGGACUCGCAGCACAGCGAGCGGUGUGAGUCUGGGUCAGCUCUCCAGCGCCAUCUGUGGGUUAGCAUGCACUGUGCAGCUGCACCGGCAGGACAACAACGUGGUGAUCAGACUCAUCAGACAGGCUCGCCACACCACGGCUGGGAUCAGGAAGUGCUUCCUGUUUCUGCUUCAGUGUCAGCUCUCACUAGUUCUUAUACAGAUACUGGCGUGUAUGUGCCAGCUGCCUCCUCCUCUGGCUACCAGUGAUGUUCUCCUUCUCUCAUGUUGUUAUUACCCCUUGCUCAGUGUGUCACUGCUGGGGAAGCCGUCUGACAGCUCCAUCAUGAAGGUUCCUACCGGAAAAAAUCUCAGAUUCCUCCCAAAAAAGACGCUGAGAUUCUUCGUGCUCUGCUUCUCGGUGAAGUUCGGCCUGACCGUCUGCAUCUAUCUAACAUGCUUUGGUCUUUUACUGCAUGCUUUCUGCCUGGACAUAAACCACGAGGACGAGAAGCUCUGUUACCCGGCAGCUCUGCUCACGAACUCCACGGUCUGGUCCCCGGACUGGUUCGGUAAACACGCUGACGGUCUUUCUCUGGGACAGAAAGUCAUUUCCUCUCUCACUCUGCUCUACGCAAUGUGUACAUCAGUCAGUCAUGUACAUCGAUCAGCUCCUCUGUGGAAGCAGAACCCUCUGAGUAACCAGAGCUGGUGUGCCGUCAUCUGUACGCUACCCAUUCUGAGUGUUUCCAUAGCGACCGGUUCCCGCCUCCUCUGGCAUGACCCCGCCCCUCACCACACUUUCUACAUCAGUGACGUCCCUCUGGUCACCUGGUUGCUGGGAGUCCUGUGGCUCUUCCCCCUCAUAUUUAUUAACGAGGGAAUAAAGCUGCACGAGAUCCGGAUGAGGGUGAGGUACCAGAAGAGGCAGAAGCUGCAAUUUGACACCAAACUUGGAAUGAAUUCUCCUUUCUGACCCUCACACACACACACACACACACACUCGGAGAGAGAGAGAGUGUGUAGUGAAGCAGAAGGCCAUAAGAUGGCAGUGCUACGCUUCACACAGCAGACGCUCAGCCGUCAGAACCGAACCCACUCACCAGCUUCAGCUUUUUUCAGGAAAGCUUUCAGCUUUUCUGUUUUGUUUGUUUGUUUGUUUGUUUGUUUUUGUUUUCUUUGUCAGUGUCUUUGAAAUAAAGCUGAAUAUUUUAUUAGAUA
Messenger RNA from Hemibagrus wyckioides, 3940 nucleotides. RefSeq names its product transmembrane protein 94-like. Lineage: Eukaryota; Metazoa; Chordata; Actinopteri; Siluriformes; Bagridae. The coding region runs from base 96 to 3695 and encodes 1199 amino acids. The transcript is spliced from 29 exons. The record is from RefSeq and is a predicted model, not a curated record.